GUACAGGGGCUCUCAGGAUAUGUGCCAAGGACAUUGUCCUCCCAGUGGUUCCUUUUUUCUCCAGGUGGCUGCAUGCCAAGCUCCCCAGAGCCCAGACCAGCCCCCAGCUUCCUGCAGCCUCUGCCUGCCUCCCUCUACCCCAGGGCAGCUGUGGGCAAACAGUCCCUGGCAUUUCCUUCCUGGCGAACAGCCAGUCCAGCCUGGCACACUUGUGGCCAGCUGGCAGCAUUCAUUGGGCAAGCUUGGCUUUGAGAUGUUUGAUUUGGGGUGCUGGACUUUGUCUGCCCUGGUCAGAGGAUGCUCUGAGAUGGGGAGGGAGCUCAGCGGGAGCAAUGAGCCUUCAGUGGGAGCCACUGUCUCGUGUCUCUGCAGCAACAUCAUCGACGUGUCGGCAGCGGAUUCCCAGGGCAUGGAGCAGCACGAGUACAUGGACAGAGCCAGGCAGUACAGCACACGCCUGGCCAUGCUCAGCAACAACCUGACGCACUGGAAGAAGCUCCCACUGCUGCCAUCUCUGACUAACCAGCCACACCAAGUGCUCGCCAGCGACCCUGUUCCCUUUGCAGACCUGCAGCAGGUGUCCCGGAUAGCUGCCUAUGCCUUCAGUGCGCUCUCACAGAUCCGUGUCGACGCCAAAGAAGAACUGGUUGUACAGUUUGGCAUCCCCUGACCCUGCCCCCACCACUGCUGCUUCAGUGCUUUGGGUUGGUUUUGGUUUUUUCCCCAAUUUUUCUCUUUAUAUCCCUUCCCUCCCCAUGCUGCUGCCACAGAACUUGGACAGAUACCCUGCUUCCUACUAAAUGCCAAGGCGCCCAUCAUUGGCACAUCGAGCCCACCUGCACUGCUCGAGGCUUUCUCCUCCUCAUGGGUGGGUGGGUGUUUGUGGGGAGGAGGCUGUGUCAGCUGGACACUGCCUUGCACAGGGACAAGCACAAAGGGAACAGCCGGUGCGAGGAGGCCCUGGUGUGGGUCAGCACCAUGUGCCAGGUCACCAGGACGGGUGGGCUGGAGCCAGCCACUUGUGAUGCUCUACAUGGGGCCUGGUGGCUCCAACACCAUCCCUUCUCCUUUUUACAUGUUUAGACCUUUAUUUUGCUUGUUUUUGUUUGUUCAUUCGCUUGUUUUUUAAAAUUACUAUUAUUUUUUGCCAUAGUAGAUAAAGCCACGUUCAUUCAGUGCUUGUCUCCACUGUUCUCUGUCGGACACAGCAUGGACGUGAUGGAAGAGCCGUGCCCUGGGGGUGUGGUACGCACAUCUGUUCCUUGUCACUUCUUUGAUGUCCCACAGGGCCAAGAGGACAAGGGGACAGAAAAGGUAUGAUGACCCAGCUAAGGGGAAGGAAGCAGCUAAGAUUCAUAAAUGCUUGAAAAUGGUCGAAAGGAAUGUACAAAGUCAGAGGGUUUUAUUAGUAAAUUACACACUUGGUCUUAAUCUCAAUCUACACUCAGUGCAGGAACUACAACAAGGAUGUUUAUUACCAACAGCUGUUGAGUCCUGGCUAGACUCUACAUCCAUCCAGUUAUCUGUGUCUGAGGCAUACCCGGUAGCUCUCGCGUUCUGGGAGCGGGGUGCCCAGCGUGUCCCGGUGCCGGGCCCAGCGUGCCCCCUGCAGCCCGGCGCGAGUGCCGGGCCCCGCCCCGGCCCGGAGGUGCCCAGCGCGGAGCGGCGGGGGCGGGCCGGCGCGGCGUUCGAAUCACAGCGGCCCGGGGCCGGGGCCCGACCGGCUAGAGCUGGAGCCUCGGCACCGAUGUGAUGACGGACGGACGCGAUUCCCCAGCCACGGUGAACAGCACAAAGGUUUGUCCUCAUCCCCCAAUGAUCUGUCUCAGCUCCAGGACUGUAGUGUCUUCAUCAGAAUUACCCACAAAAUCCACGGGAGCAAGGAGGGGGAGUCCGUGCUGGAGCAGCCGCUGCCAGAGAGGAUCUCCUUCAUCCAUGGUUUCCUGCAGAAGCACUGGAGGUACAAAUUCACUGCAGAGAACAUGGUCUCUGUACAGAAACUCAUGGAGAGGAGAGAGGCCAGGAUGAAGUGACUGAGUAUGAUAUUGAAGAAAGCAACCACUGGACUGUUAUGGACAGAGGGGAGAUGAUGAUUGUUUUGUUUCUGAGGAAGAAUCAGUCAUCAAUCUCAAGCUCAGCAGACUCAAACUGGGAAAGAGACCUAUCUUCCCCCGAUUCAGAACACCCCCUGCCUCUGCCCAAGUCAAGAGAUCCUCUGAAAAAGAUGGAACAAUACUCCAUAAUGGACUGGGCAGCAGUGAGACACAAAGCAAUAAAAAAAAAUAUUUUGAUCUAGCUAAAGAGCUGCUCUUAGCCAAGCCAGUUAGAGAAGAUGCUAAUCCAAGAUGGGAACCAUUGAAUUGUGAUGGUAUUGAAGAUUUGAGACAAGUGGUAAGGGAAAAUGGAUUAGACUCACGUGUUUCAAGCAAUUGCUGAAAGAAAUAUAUUGUAAUGUAGAUUUAACACCAUAUGGCUGUCACUAUAUCUCUUCCAUAAUAUUGACAGAAUCACAAUGCAUCUUAUGGGGCCUGAAGUGGAGAAAAUUCUUGAAUAGAUUACUUGAAACUUAUGCCGGGGGCUCCUAUGCUGCAUUGACGCUGGCAGAUUUAACAGAAGGCCCUCCACAUGACAGGUGUGAAGAUCAAGCAGCAUACCUGCCUAGAGUAGUACUUAAUGAUAUCAAAAAUCCUGCUUGCAAAGCCCUGCAGCUGACUCAGCCAGUGGGAACUCAGAAGGAACUUAUACAGAAAUAAGACAAGGGCCAGUAGAGCCCUAUUCAGCAUUUAUUGACCUCCUGGCACAAGCUCUAGAGAAACAGUGUGAAGAUGAAGUGGCUCGUCCACUUCUGCUUUGCAACUUUGCUUAUGCAAACGCCAGUGAAGGAUGUGAAAAGGUUAUCUGAAGCUUGCCUGAUCCUGAACCUGCCUUGCCCCAAAUGAUUGAGGCUUGCAGUGAAAUUGGCAGCCCUCAGCACAUAGCAACCAUUCUAGCAAAUAUACUGGGAGACAGAUUUGGAAAAGCUUUUACAAAUCAGGCAGAAGUGAGGGAUGAGAAACUUGCAAAAGCCCUCAAUGGCCUCAGCUUGACACACAGAUGGGCACACAGAUAAACUAGAGCCUGCUUCUGUACCAAGAUACAUUCCUAGCCAGAAUCACCGAAGUUUGAAACCUUGUCUGUAUGAAUCCCAAGCCAACGUGAACAGCUUAGUUUUUCUAGGACUUCACAAAAGUUUUAGGCUGUAAGUGUUUUUAUUUAUUCCAUCACACACACACAAAAAUAAAAGUCUGGAACAUGGCAUUAAAGACGAUCUAUAAUUAAGUUGGCUUGACCUAACCUGCCAGAAUAAUCCACGUGACCUGUGGUGUAUGCUCUUUUUCUCCAUGCCUUCUUGCUAUUCAUGUCUACAUACAAUUAGAUUGUGUGGAAUUUGGUUGUGUGUCUGGCUCAUUUAGAGGGUAUGUGUUGCUUUGGUGGCUAUUUAACAUGCUGUUUGAUCUCUUCCCCCCCUCCCCAAAAAAAAAAAAAGAAAGGGCAGAAAAAAAAAAUAUACAUAUAUGUGUAUAUAUGCGUAUAGAGUACACUGAGACAUUGCAAUGAGGAGCAUUUAAGACACUAAGAAAUUUCUAGGUCAGGCAUUCCUAGGACUAGAUGGUUUCUGGAAGAGAGCAGAGCCAGCUGCAAUUAUUCUACCUGCAGUGAGAACUGCUUCUUUACAGGCCUGAACACGCCUGUUUCCCAGCAGUCCCUGAAGUUUUAGUGUGGGAAGGACCCAGUAAAGUGAAGGAUCUGAACGAUAACAAUCAUCUUCCUGUGAGAACGAAGGACGUAGUUGCCUCAGUGAGGUUUCCUUCUGCUUUCACACGGGUCUCAGGAGGCUCACAUGAUGAUGGUAUUGUUCACCUUUAAAACCGCAAACACACUUCUGCAAUAAAAGUGGAGAGGGGAUGUUGGAGGUGGGGAGAGCAGAGAAGAGGAAUGCUUCCUCUCAAACCACAAGGCUGGUGGAGAUGCUGGAUCCCAGUUAUCAUCUGUUUUGCCUGGUACCCUCCUUGCAACACUGAAAGCCCAGGAAAGAAGCCAUGAAACCUGCAAACAUGUCCUGACACUUCCCAGAAACAGCUUCAGAGUUUUGACCUACCAGAUUCUGUUCUGAACCAAUGCUGGUAUUUUGCCAUUAAAAAAUGCCAGAUAAAAUACAUUCCAAGCUCUACCACACAGAAAAAUAAAGAGUGAAACAAAA
Molecule: messenger RNA, 4240 nt
Organism: Passer domesticus (house sparrow)
Lineage: Eukaryota; Metazoa; Chordata; Aves; Passeriformes; Passeridae
Product: ragulator complex protein LAMTOR1-like
Exons: 6
Coding region: 20-670 (216 amino acids)
Biological process (GO): endosomal transport; cellular response to amino acid stimulus; positive regulation of MAPK cascade
Cellular component (GO): late endosome membrane; Ragulator complex; lysosome
Molecular function (GO): molecular adaptor activity; guanyl-nucleotide exchange factor activity
Source: RefSeq, a predicted model, not a curated record